AUGGGCCUUCAGAAGACAUACUCCAUCAGAAUGGCCCUCAACUUUAGCUCAAUAAAGUUGAGUAAAUGGCAGAUUGCGUUAUUUAUUGGCACGCCCCUGGCCAUCGGCCUGGGCACUUAUGUGGUCAGACGGAUGAACGCCACGCCUGGCGGCGAGUCUAAGGGCGAGGAAAAUAAACGGUCCAAGGGAAAAAUCGAGAAGCAAGCGACGUCCAUUGACGGAACAGCGCCGGACAAGGAACUGGAGCGUAAGCAGAAAUCUGCCGAGCUGGGCGAGAAACUGUCUCCCGUUAAGGAGGCCAACAGCUACAAGAACGAGGGCAACAAUUGCUAUCGCAAUGGCAAGUACGACGAGGCCAUAAUCUUCUACGACAAGGCCAUUGACAAGUGCCCACCGCAGAACGGCGCUGACAUGGCCAUCUUUUACCAGAACCGCGCCGCCUCUUACGAGAAGCUACAAAAGUGGAACAAAGUGAAGGAAGACUGCUCCAGCUCCUUGGCAUACAAUCGUCGCUAUGCAAAGGCCUACUUCCGACGCGCUCGGGCCCACGAGGCCACAAAAGACAUGCUGGAGUGCCUGAACGACGUCACUGCCACCUGUAUAUUGGAAAUGUUCCAGAACAACCAGAGCAUCAUGUAUGCGGAUCGUGUGCUCAAAGAGACGGGACGCACGGAUGCCGAUAAGCAUAUGCGCGACCGGGUUCCAGUAGUGCCCUCCACGUCCUUUAUCAGAACAUAUUUGCAAUCAUUUGUCGGAGAUCCACUGCAGACUAUAAACGUGCCGCCAUCGACUGUGGCGGAGACACCGGCGCGCGGUUUCCUGCGAGCCCUUAGCGCCUUCCGCGAGGAGAAGUUUGAUGACGUUAUACCUGCCUGCACAGAGGAAAUCGAAUCCUCUGAGUCCGAAUCCCAGUACAAGGUGGAGGCCCUGCUAUUGCGCGGCACAGUCCAUCUUCUUUGUGGCACCUACACAGAGAGCAAACCAGACUUUGAUGCCAUAAUCGGCAAUGUCGAUGCGGAUGAGACAAUCCGCGCCUAUGCCUACCUGAGGCGUGCCUCCCUCUAUAUGCAGGUGAAUAAGCGCGAGGAAGCCCUGGCCGAUUUCGAUGCAGCAGAGAAGCUGAAGCCCGACAAUCCCGAUGUGUACCAUCAGCGUGCCCAGAUCCUGCUGAUGUUGGAUAGCAUUGAGCCAGCCCUGGAGCAGUUCGACAAGGCUGUGCGUUUGGCCCCCAACCAUGCCAUCGCUUUCGUCCAGAAAUGCUAUACCGAGUACCGUCUGGCGCUCAUGUCCAACAACCAGCUACGGCUGGAAAAUGUGGUCCGCCAACUGGAGCAGGCAAUCGAACAGUUUCCCACGUGCGUGGAGUGCUACAGCAUGUUGGCCCAGGUGAUGGCCGACCAGCAGAAUUUCCACCAGGCGCAGCAAUACUAUGACAAGGCCACAAAGUUGGCGCCCACAAAUGCGUCCCUGCUUGUUCACCAGGCUGUCAUGACGCUGCAGUGGCGUGGCGAUGUUGAGUCUGCUGUCGACACGCUCAACAAGGCAAUUCAGCUGGAUCCCAAAUGUGAGCAGGCCUACGAGACGCUCGGCACCGUCGAAGUACAGCGGGCGAACCUGAAGCGAGCUGUUGAACUCUUCGAUCAGGCAGUUCGCUAUUCCAAAAGCUUUGAGGAGGUCGUCCAUGCCUACUCGCUGCGCAAUGCGGCCAUUGCUCAAAUCAAUGUAACCAAGAAUCUGGGCAUCGACAUGAACGCCAUCUCGGCCAUGAACCAAAUGUACGGCACGGGAGGCAUGUAGAGUAUUUAGCGGCAGAUAUGUGCAUUUAGCAAUUGGCAUGCCGGACACACCACCACCGGAAAGCAGACCCAGUUAUUUGUAGCUAAGUUGAUCCUGUUAUUUAUAUAUAUAAAAAACGAUAGCUUGUUUUUUCC
Drosophila obscura is the source of this 1931-nucleotide messenger RNA. RefSeq names its product mitochondrial import receptor subunit TOM70 (gene Tom70). NCBI's taxonomy places the organism in Eukaryota, Metazoa, Arthropoda, Insecta, Diptera, Drosophilidae. Bases 1 to 1797 code for a protein of 598 amino acids. Gene Ontology annotation, molecular function: protein binding. The record is from RefSeq and is a predicted model, not a curated record. The transcript has 3 exons.